AGGAGGGGGAGGGGAAGGGAGGGACGGCCAGCCCCGUCAGUCAGGCAGCGGGAGCCGCCGGGAGCGGAUGGCGGCGGCAGUAGCGGCCCCACUCGCCGCCGGGGGUGAGGAGGCGGCGGCCACGACUUCCGUUCCAGGCUCUCCGGGUCUGCCCGGGAGCCGCAGUGCAGAGCGAGCCCUAGAAGAGGCCGUGGCCACCGGGACCCUGAACCUGUCUAACCGACGUUUGAAGUACUUCCCCCGGGGCGCGGCCCGGAGCUACGACCUGUCAGACAUCACCCAGGCUGACCUGUCCAGGAACCGGUUCCCCGAGGUGCCAGAGGCAGCGUGCCAGCUGGUGUCCCUGGAGGGCCUGAGCCUCUACCACAAUUGUCUGAGAUGCCUGAACCCAGCCUUGGGGAAUCUCACUGCUCUCACCUACCUCAACCUCAGCCGAAACCAGCUGUCAUCGCUGCCCCCCUACAUCUGCCAGCUGCCCCUGCGCGUGCUCAUUGUCAGCAACAACAAACUGGGAGCCCUGCCUCCUGACAUUGGCGCCCUGGGAAGCCUGCGACAGCUUGACGUGAGCAGCAAUGAGUUGCAGUCCCUACCCGCAGAGCUGUGCGUCUUCCCUCACCCACCCCCAGAGCUGGGGGACCUUCCUCUUGUCCGCCUGGAUUUCUCCUGUAACCGUGUCUCCCGCAUCCCGGUCUCCUUCUGCCGCCUCAGGCACCUGCAGGUCAUUCUGUUGGACAGCAACCCCCUGCAAAGCCCACCUGCCCAGAUCUGCCUGAAAGGGAAACUUCACAUCUUCAAGUAUUUGUCAACAGAGGCUGGGCGGCGAGGGGGGUCUACACUGGGGGACCUGGCCCCAUCCCGUCCCCCGAGUUUCAGUCCCUGUCCAGCCGAGGACUUGUUUCCAGGACGUCGGUACGAUGGUGGGCUGGACUCAGGCUUCCACAGCGUUGACAGUGGCAGCAAGAGGUGGUCUGGAAAUGAGUCAACAGAUGAAUUUUCGGAGUUGUCCUUCCGAAUCUCCGAGCUGGCCCGGGAGCCUCGGGGACCCAGGGAGCGGAGGGAGGAUGGCUCUGCUGAUGGUGACCCUGAGCAGAUCGACUUCAUUGACAGCCAUGUCCCUGGGGAGGAUGAGGAGCGAGGUGCUGGCGAGGAGCAGCGGCCACCAGAACCAAGCCCUGUGGCUGGGGACAGGGAGAGGGCACUGAGCAGCAGGCGAGAGGAGCCGGCAGGGGAGGAGCGGCGGCGCCCAGACACCUUGCAGUUGUGGCAGGAGCGCGAGCGGCGACAGCAGCAGCAGCAGCAGCAGCAGCAGAGUGGAGUUGGGGGGGCACCCAGGAGGGACAGUUUUCUGAAGGUGGGAGUCAGGGCUUCUGGUGGGGGUGCUGCUGCCUCAUCCACGCAGGCCACCUACAACAGCACGCCUAAGUCCAAUGCCACCCCGCUGGGAGCUUCAGGGGUGCAGGGAGCCCCCACCCCCACCGCUGCCUCUGCCUCUCAGGAGCCCCCUCCCAUAGCUGGACCAGCAACAGCACCUGCUCCCCGGCCGCUCGGCUCCAUUCAGAGACCAAACAGCUUCCUCUUCCGAUCUUCUUCUCAGAGUGGCUCAGGCCCUUCCUCACCAGACUCUGUCUUGAGACCUCGGCGAUCUCCCCAGCUUUUGGAUGAAAAGGAGGUGAUGGCUCAAUUACGCCAGGUCCUUGAGUCACAGCUGCAGCGGCCCCUGCCCGAGGACCUGGCAGAGGCUCUAGCCAAUGGGGUCAUCCUCUGUCAGCUGGCCAACCAGCUGCGGCCCCGCUCCGUGCCCUUCAUUCACGUGCCCUCACCUGCUGUGCCAAAACUCAGUGCCCUCAAGUCGAGGAAGAAUGUGGAGAGUUUCUUAGAAGCCUGUCGAAAAAUGGGGGUGCCUGAGGCUGACCUGUGCUCGCCCUCGGAUCUCCUCCAGGGCACCACCCAGGGGCUCUGGACCACCCUGGAGGCUGUGAAGCGGGUGGGGGGCAGGCCCCCCCCACCCCUCUGGCCCCCUUCUGGUCUGGGCGGCUUCAUCCUCUUCUACGUGGUCUUCAUGCUGCUGCUCUGUGUCGUCUACACUCGACUCCUGGGUUCCUAGGACCUGAAGUCACCCCCUCCCCACCCCUUCGCCCUAUUUCUAUUUAUAAGAC
Vicugna pacos (alpaca) is the source of this 2156-nucleotide messenger RNA. The record is from RefSeq and is a predicted model, not a curated record. NCBI's taxonomy places the organism in Eukaryota, Metazoa, Chordata, Mammalia, Artiodactyla, Camelidae.